Messenger RNA from Chiloscyllium plagiosum (whitespotted bambooshark), 315 nucleotides. RefSeq names its product histone H4. Gene Ontology annotation, molecular function: DNA binding; structural constituent of chromatin; protein heterodimerization activity. Lineage: Eukaryota; Metazoa; Chordata; Chondrichthyes; Orectolobiformes; Hemiscylliidae. Gene Ontology annotation, cellular component: nucleosome. The record is from RefSeq and is a predicted model, not a curated record.
AUGUCUGGAAGAUGCAAAGGAGGAAAAGGCCUGGGAAAAGGUGGAGCGAAACGGCACCGCAAAGUGCUCCGUGAUAACAUCCAGGGCAUCACGAAACCAGCCAUCCGCCUGGCUCGCCGUGGCGGGGUCAAAUGCAUCUCGGGCUUGAUCUACGAGGAGACCCGCGGGGUGCUGAAGGUUUUGCUGGAGAAUGUGAUCAGGGAUGCGGUCACCUACACUGAGCACGCCAAGCGCAAGACGGUCGCCACCAUGGAUGUGGUGUAUACUCUGAAUCACCAAAACCGCACCCUCUAUGGAUUCGGCGGCCGAGGAUAA